This is a messenger RNA of Myripristis murdjan (pinecone soldierfish), 1004 nucleotides long. It is a transcript of the gene tmdd1, whose product is annotated as transmembrane and death domain 1. The record is from RefSeq and is a predicted model, not a curated record. Gene Ontology annotation, biological process: signal transduction. The transcript has 6 exons. Lineage: Eukaryota; Metazoa; Chordata; Actinopteri; Holocentriformes; Holocentridae. The coding region runs from base 1 to 939 and encodes 312 amino acids. Gene Ontology annotation, molecular function: protein binding.
AUGGCCCCCAUUGCCCCCAUCUCAGACCACACUGAUCCGACUGUACCAGAUGGGAGUGACUUUUCCCCCGCCCCUCUCUGCAGGCCCUGUCACCCACGGCUGCAGGGACAAAGCACCACGGAGAGCAGGGGCAGGCUGGUCACCCCACAGGAUAUAAAGACACAGGGAGAUGAGCCACCAGAGACACCGAGCUUCGCAGAUGACACAGAUUUCUGCUCUGACCCUUCAGUGGCAGAAGACAUCGGCGAGCAUCAGCUGGAGCGUCUGGUGGAGCUCCUGACAUCAACGGAGUGUGAGGACCUCCUGUUUGUCCUAAGUCACCCAGAGGAGAACAUCUUCGAACACCUCGAGCGCCUGUCACCUGAGAAAAAUCAGCUCGACCUCAAGCAUCGAGUCAGGAGAGACGCCUCCUCUGCUGCUGGUGGGGAGGCUCAGUGCCGAACGGCUCUGACAGACUGGCUGCUGAAGUACGGUGAGCAGACCUACUACGACAGGCUUUCCCGUGCCUUGCAGCACAUCGGCAGAACAGACAUCGCCGUCGAAGUGGGGAAGAACAUCAACCAGGAUAAGGCCCUGAGUCUGAAGCGCUACGUUGAAGACUAUCACAAGUAUGUCAGCUCUUUAAAGUUCCCGUCGGUCCAGCCAGACUCAGACAGCCAUCACCAUACAGAGCAGCGGGUCCGAGGGAGAAGAGUGAGGGAUCUCACGUGGCAAGACCUGGAUCUGAUUGUAGAGCAAGUUCCCAUCCCUCCCGACCAGAGCAGGCUGCUGAAUGCAGUUUGGCCGCUGCUUUACGGUUUCUUACUGGGCUUCUUCGGAACCUUCCUCAUGAGCAUCUCCAUCUUCCUCCUCAUCAUCCACAUCUCCUCUAAGACCCAGCUGAACCAUGAACCCAGCAGCUCCAGCCAUAUGCUCAUGGUUGGAGAUGUAAUUGCGUGAGAGGUGGCCUCCACUGGGCCAGCUGAAACCUGAACGGGGGCAACAAGUUUAAUCGGUAGCCAUGC